Molecule: messenger RNA, 1067 nt
Organism: Cynocephalus volans (Philippine flying lemur)
Lineage: Eukaryota; Metazoa; Chordata; Mammalia; Dermoptera; Cynocephalidae
Gene: EXOSC3
Product: exosome component 3
Exons: 4
Coding region: 8-829 (273 amino acids)
Biological process (GO): nuclear polyadenylation-dependent rRNA catabolic process; CUT catabolic process; exonucleolytic trimming to generate mature 3'-end of 5.8S rRNA from tricistronic rRNA transcript (SSU-rRNA, 5.8S rRNA, LSU-rRNA)
Cellular component (GO): nuclear exosome (RNase complex); cytoplasmic exosome (RNase complex)
Molecular function (GO): RNA binding
Source: RefSeq, a predicted model, not a curated record
ACCUGCGAUGGCUGAGGUGGUGUCUGUCAUGACCGAACCGCCCGCAGGCGGCAGGGCGCGGGCUGCGCGCACAACCCUAGGUCAGGUGGUUCUCCCGGGUGAGGAGCUCCUGCUGCCGGAACAGGAGGACGAAGGGGGCCCUGGCAGUGCAGGGGAGCGACCACUGCGCCUGAAUGCCGAAGCGCGCUCGCGGGUGCGCGUAGUGUGCGGCCCGGGCUUGCGGCGCUGUGGGGACCGCCUGCUGGUCACCAAGUGCGGCCGUCUGCGUCACAAGGAACCCGGCAGCGGCGGUGGCGUUUACUGGGUGGACUCGCAACAGAAGCGGUAUGUUCCAGUGAAAGGAGACCAUGUGAUUGGCAUAGUGACAGCUAAAUCUGGAGAUAUAUUCAAAGUCGAUGUUGGAGGGAGUGAGCCAGCUUCUUUGUCUUACUUGGCAUUUGAAGGUGCAACUAAAAGAAACAGACCAAAUGUACAGGUUGGAGAUCUCAUCUAUGGCCAAUUUGUGGUUGCUAAUAAAGAUAUGGAACCAGAAAUGGUCUGCAUUGACAGCUGUGGACGAGCCAAUGGAAUGGGUGUGAUUGGACAGGAUGGUCUGCUUUUUAAAGUGACUUUGGGCUUAAUUAGAAAGCUAUUAGCUCCAGAUUGUGAAAUCAUACAGGAAGUGGGAAAACUCUAUCCACUGGAGAUUGUAUUUGGAAUGAAUGGAAGAGUAUGGGUUAAGGCAAAAACCAUUCAGCAGACUUUAAUUUUGGCAAACAUUUUAGAAGCUUGUGAACACAUGACAGCAGAUCAAAGAAAACAAAUCUUCUCCAGAUUGGCAGAAAGUUGAUAUAUGUCAGUGAUAAUAUGUGGACUUUUUUAAUAGGUCAGUUGAGCCAAGAGACUAUGAGUUUCCUGGAGAAAACUUUUUUCAGGUGAACCUCUCUGUAUUAAAUCUUCAGAAGACAAGAUAUGAAUGUACAUACUGUCUUAUUAUGGUCCUAAAUAUUUAUAUAAGAAAGUUACUGGUUUUCACCCAUGCUCUUAUGGGUGAGAAUCAUUAUAAAAUCAAAAUAUGUGUUUUUGUU